Molecule: messenger RNA, 555 nt
Organism: Dichotomopilus funicola
Lineage: Eukaryota; Fungi; Ascomycota; Sordariomycetes; Sordariales; Chaetomiaceae
Exons: 2
Coding region: 1-555 (184 amino acids)
Source: RefSeq, a predicted model, not a curated record
AUGCGCAGACCAAGGCUUAAGAGGUCUCCGUCCUCUAAGUACACCACACCCGAACACAUGAUGCCGAUUAUGUUGAGUCCCUCGCGGGAGUCUUUCCGUGAACGGAAUACGGGCUUUCCAGACGCCUUCUGUGGCACCCGGAACACAUCACUCCCGCACCCUGAAGCGAAUUUCGGGCCCGAUGCCUGCCUCACCGAAGACGAUAUCAACCCGGCCCGGGCUCUGCAUCGAUACCGCGAGUCUUUCAUGGCCCGGCAGGCCGCCAGCCGCACCUCUACCAUCGAGGAGAACUCGCCGAACCCCCCAGAAGAGAGCACCUUCGCCACGAUCAGGCAGAUGGCCAUCAACUCGAUUAUGCCAUCAAGGGAUGGUGAUUCCGAAGAGUCGAGCGACGGACUGAGCAGCCAAGACCCAGAGUCUCCCCGGCAUCGCGGCACAGAAUUUGACCGCCCACCCACCGCUAAGGUCGACCCUCGGGAGUCUGAAGCACAGGAUCCUCGAAAGGGCCGGCGACGCAGGAGGAGCAGCUUUUUGGGCAGGUUCAUCCACCGCUAG